Messenger RNA from Labrus bergylta (ballan wrasse), 6760 nucleotides. RefSeq names its product SET domain and mariner transposase fusion gene (gene setmar). The record is from RefSeq and is a predicted model, not a curated record. Gene Ontology annotation, cellular component: nucleus. Gene Ontology annotation, molecular function: protein binding; histone methyltransferase activity; zinc ion binding. NCBI's taxonomy places the organism in Eukaryota, Metazoa, Chordata, Actinopteri, Labriformes, Labridae.
UCUGAGUUUCAGUUUUUCAAAUCCCAGCUGGUCUGCAGAGUAGUCUACUGUAACUUAUAAUGUGCUGACAUGAGUCUUGACAUAAACUGUUUGGAUUUGAGCAACGGACUCGAGGAUGUUCCUGUUUCUGUCAGGAGGAUUUCAGCCACAGGGACUCGUCCUGAAUUUGUGUAUUCCCCAGAUAAUGUUCAGGGACCAGGAUGCACUUUGGACCCCAGUGAAGUCUCCCUUCCAGGAUGCUCCUGUCUUUCCCACUUGUGUGUUCCGGAGAGCUGCUCCUGCCUGCAGACACAUGGACCAGCAUAUGACACUACAGGCACACUGCUGAACCUAAGCGGCUCCGACUCUGGUUACUGCUCACCAGUGUUUGAGUGUAACGCCCUUUGUACCUGCAGUGAUGCAUGCUCCAACCGGGUGGUUCAGAAGGGGUUAAGGCUCAGGUUAGAGGUUUACUGCACAAAGAACAUGGGCUGGGGAGUACAGACACUUGAGGCGAUCCCAAAAGGGACUUUUGUGUGUGAGUAUGCAGGAGAGGUGAUAAGCUUUGAAGAGGCCAGACGUAGACAGCUUGCUCAGAGGUCUGCAGAAAAUAACUACAUUAUUGCAGUGAGGGAGCAUGCUGGUACAGGAUCCAUCAGUGAGACGUUUGUGGACCCAGCAAUGGUGGGAAAUGUCGGUCGCUUUCUCAACCACUCCUGCCGGCCGAACCUUUUCAUGCAGCCAGUGCGUGUGCACUCUGUGGUACCUAGACUGGCUCUGUUUGCAGCUCGGAACAUUGAUGCACAAGAGGAGCUGAUGUUCGACUACUCUGGAGGAUAUAGUAACCAACCUCCUGCAGAGCUGCUGCCUACAAACAGUGAGAAUGGAUUACAGGCCAAAGGGAUAGGCGGACUCCAGAGAAAACAGUGCCACUGUGGUGCCGAUAACUGUGUUCAGUUUCUUCCACUGGAUUUAUCCAUUCUCAACUGAAAGAUAAGAAAAUUAAAUGUAUUUUUCUGAUUUUCAAGAGACCAUUAUAUUUCUGAAAAAUGGAAGCCUAGUACAAUUUUCACAUAUUGUACGUUAUUUUAAAAGGUCUUCUUACAUUUCUUGACAACUGAAUUGUUCCCUUCACAACAUCUGCUGGAUUAGCCAUGUCUGUGGCCAUCAUUGUUUCCUAUUUUGUUCCCCCUUGAGGUCACCUGAUCUGCAGCUGUCUCCCACUCAAUGAAAGGAAUACAAUGAGAGUGAAAUCCAAAAGCUUGGAAAAACAGUUUUUUUUCUUUACCUAACACAAUUGUUGUGAAUCCUGGGGAGGAUUUUGCACAACGUAUUUGACAUACAUUGUAGAAAACAUCAAGCAUCACGGUAUGCUUGAUUUGUGUAGGACACCAGAUUGUAUAUCUCUUAACUGUCAUCUUGUCGUGGAACAAUGGAAUUCAGAUUUUCACAAACACAACAAUUGAGAAGCAGAAGUAUCAGUUACGCUGACAGAGAGAGGAGAACUUAAAAUAACAGAUCUACUAUUUACAGUUGGAAUAUUUUGCAUAACCCAUAUCGGUCAAAAUAAAACAUCAGAAUUCCCAGUUAAAGUUAUAGCUGUAAUGUGUUUACCAUCAACUUGUCGUUUCUUUCCUGUCUUCAUGCAUCACCAAGUAGAUAUUCUCAGUUUCUCAUGACACUCAAGCCUCAAGAGAGGUGGGACCAAUUAAAAAAGGGCCAGGGGGUGUGUUUUAUAUAGAAACAGACUUAUUCCCCUGUCAGAGGAGGGGUGAAGGUGUCCCACUUUAGUGUGACCAUUUCGAAAUCAGGACCUUCUCCUUUCAAUCUGCCCCCUUUCUCGUCUAGACCUGCUUUCAUCUUAUUAAUACCCACAUCUGGGUUAAUUAGGAUGGAGACCGUUUUUCAUCUAGAAAUGGGACCAGCCACACAAGGGCUGAGAGAGACUAAAUGGGGGUGGGGAUGGAAGCCCUCUGUUGAUCGGAGACCGCUGUCAGGUUGCCUAGUUUUUGUGUCACCCAGAUGAAAGGCGAAUGUUGUUUAUUAGUAAAAGAAAAAGAAAAACGUGGCUUCAUGACAUGAGGUGUUUUGUCACAUGGUUGUUAUCUGUUCAAAAACCACAUUGUGAUGUUUUUUUACGAUAUGUUUUUGUAGAGGAAGAAGUGGCACCGUAGUUAUUGGUGAGUGAAUUUUGUUACAUUGAGAUAUUAUUCGCAUCGCUUCAUCCUGUCUCAAAUACUCACCUUAGCUAACAAGAAGCUGUGUGUGUUAAACUUGCACACUUGAGCGUCGUAUUGAUCUUUCAUAUAAAUUUGUGCAAAACAUCUUUCAAAUAUUCUGCCAUUAUGUCAAACUUGUUUUAAACUUGCACUAAGCGCACUAAAAAAAAGCAGUUGUAAAGUCAUUGCACACAUAACGCAGUGGUACAAUCCAUAUGAGUGGAUUAAGUCAAAUGUAGGUUUCUGAUAUAACUUUAGUCUAAUUGUGAGAACAGAAUUGCUGAUUUAUAUUUAGGCUGAAGCAUAGUUGCUAGGAAAUGGUGUAUUUGUAAGAAAUACUGUACUGCCAUGGUGAGGUUAGGGCUGGAUGUUCGCUGUGUCUAUGACCUUGGAGAAAACUAGGACAGGAAGGGAAAAGGACUCCAUGCAUUGCUCAAACCAAAGAAAAAAAUUGUGUGGAAAGUUCUGUGCCAAGGCUUUCUUAUCUCAUCAGCUAAAGCACGUGUUGUCUAGUAUUUCACCUCUGCAGAUUGUAGAACAAAUUGAAUUAGAGAACGAGUUCUCUCAACUUAAGGCCAACUUUUAGUUGAUAAACAAGAUGCCAUUGUCCUUUUACUACAAGUAAUAAAAAAAUGCAUCUCCAUUGAAAUGCAUGACUCAUGUCAUUCAUGAGUCAGAUGUCCCUGGAAUCCCUAUGGCAACAGGCUAUGUCUACAGGAGGUGAUACGGACAGCAGUGGCUGGCUCUGAGGUGCAGGAAAGCUGUUCUUCUAUCCUGCCUCAUGAAUGCUGGGCUGCAAAUCAGUGGCUCCUUUCCAGGAUAGUCACCUAGCAACCACCAGUUAAUCACAUGAGGUGAACUUCCCCACCAAACCCCCUCCACACCCCCUCCCUACAAAAACAAACAUAUCAAGUAGUGCUUAAGAUGAAGUAGCCCGGUAUGAUCGGGUUUUAUAAAUAUCAAGAGGCUGUAAAUAUUACUCUCAAGAAAAUGAAUGGAGUCGCGUUUGUUUCUUACUCCACAAUACAGUGCACAAAAUGAUCCCAACAAAGUCCUUAACUCAAAAACAUGGAGGAUAAACAAUUAGCUUUUAUGCUGUAACUGCAACUUUCGGCUGCUACUUUUCUUUAGCCUUCUGACACUUUUACCUAACAUGUCACAUUCACCCAUUGUGUGUGAAUGCAGAGGCUGCUACAUACACAAGUGUUAUUACACAUGUGUCAGUCCUGCUACACUUCAGCAUUUGACUGCAGGAGCUUGGGAUCAAACCCCCAACCUUCUGGUAGAGAGAUGACCGACUCUAGCACUGAGCCAAAGCCAAAUAUAACUUGAAAGGACAAACAGAAUCAAUCUAAAUUUGUCAGAGCCAUGCAUUGCAUUGAUACAUAAACAGGACACUUUUUCAGUGUGAGUGAUCAGUGAGAAACCACAACUGGCAGUCCAUUUGUUCAAAAAUGGAACACAUCUCUGAUGAGGGACCAGAUGUCCUUGCCUCAAAUCCUGCAGCCAAAUGCAUAAAUAAAAGACUCAAACUAUCUGAUUGGCCUCAUGUGCUUUUCAAAUUUCUAUAUUCUAAGUUUAAUUAUACUGCAUAUUUGUUUCUCAUUUACUUUGGUUCAAUUCUCAAAUAAGAAUUAAUUAAUUAUUUAAAGACAUGUUUUGGUACAUGUAUGCUAUAUAUUCAAUGAUGGUGUACACGUAUAUUCUAUACAUAUCCAUAAUAUGGGAUGUUUGUGGUGUCUGAAAAAUGGCAAACAAGCUGCCAGAUGAACGCAAUUAACAAGGAAUUUUGUCGCAAAUUUUAUGUUUAUGACUUUAUGAAAGACCAAAGGUGAAUUUUGAAUAGGCCUACAAUAAUAAGCAUACAUACGGUAUACUGAUCUUUAUGUUUAUAGGCUACGGCUGUAUUUUACAGAAUUGUCUAAAGUUGAAAUCUGAAUCUAAAAAGCUCAGUAUGAUACAGUACAAAGUAGCAUUCAGCAGGUUGAAUGUAUGCAGUCAGUGUCAACAAAAAUGUUGAAUAAAUAUUUGAGAAUUUUACAUGACAAACUUUUUAAGGCUUGACUGACAUGGUCACAAAAACAUCAAAGAGAUGUUCUCAACAUUUUGACCAGCACAGCUCACAUUAUGCAACCAGAAUGAAAUGUUGUGGUUGAAUUAUGACCUUUUGCAGACAUGCAGUUUUGAUUUGUUGAGUUGUGACAAUUGUAUUUAGAGUACAGUUUUCCUGUUUUACUUGUAUUGACCAUCAACAGAUCAAACAGCAUGGGUUUAAUUAAUUUUUGAACCUGAACGUAAAUAAGUUGGCAAGUCGCUCCACACGUUGCUUUAACAUCUGGCUUAAAAAGGUGAGCUCUCUGUUCUUAAAACUGAAAUUGAAGACGCUAGCUUACCAUAUUGUUCAUCAACUAUAGACUAGAUCAGAUUUUUCACUGUAUCCUGAUUUGCAGUGGAAUUAGUGUUAGAGGAAGAAAAUUGCAACAGUGCUUUUUAAAUGAGGUCCUACGACGGAGUAUUAGGGCCACAUUAAAGAAAAUAAAUUCUAAAAUUGCAAGAUUAAAGUCGCAAAUUUAAGAGAUUAAAUUAAAUACAUUUAUUAAAAUGAAGUCACGAUAUUACAUUCAAAAUCCUUUUAUAUAUGGUUAUAAUUAUUAUUUUGAUAGGUUGUAUCAGAAGAGCAGCCACCCACCUGCACUAAAGUGAUGAAAGGGUGAACCCUCAAAGCCAUUUCCUCUGCCACAGAAGAGACAGUUUCCUCUAAGUCACUGUGGUUCUUUCUCGGAAAGAACUGUUGUUUUAAAGCGGGUCAUUCCACAGAGAGAUAAUGCUCAAUCUGUGUUACAGGCUACACAAUAAUAAUAAAAAAAAGAUGCUCCAUGGUCCUCAUAUUCAAACAGGCGGCUGCUGCUUUCCUGAUAUUACUAUAGACUAAAAUAAUGACUUUAAUCUUGUAAAUGUAUAACUUCAUUCUCGUAAAUGUAUGACUUUAAUCACAUAAUCAACAAAUUAUUUCCCCCUUAAUUUGGCUCUAAUACUUCAUCGUAAGGUCCUCCCAUCAUGGAUGUGAAGAUAUAAUUGAUCCAGGACCCCUGCAGCAUGCUCAGCUGGCACUUCUGGAGCCCAAGAAGCACAAGCCACCACAGCUGCUCUCACUUACCCAGCUUUAACACACUGACUCAAUCACACUGGCACACCAUAUGAAAAAGAUGUUUUUGAGAGAUCAUGUUUAACCUUUAGGCUCAGAGGUGGUUCAGUGGGUUUGAAAAUCAAUAAUCUCUAAAAUGUUAUCAAAAUAUGAAGUUUCAUCAUUAUGUUACAAAAUUAAAAUGUAAAAAUAUAAUCCUAGCCCCCCAGGAGCCACACAUAAAAAGAUGUAUUUCUUUAAAAAUUGUUAUUAAAAUCUUAAUAUUAAUAAAAUCUUAUCAGAAUAUGCCUACACACACACUUGUUCCUACCAAAAGACCUUUGUAUAAAUCCCGCCCCCCCCACCCCAAGAUCUCUGACGCCCCCUAGGGGGUUGGAACUGGUGUGUUGCCUCUAGGCAACGUAACCUGUUUUAGCUUUUAAAAAUGAAAUGAGACGCCCAUUUAAUUGUUAAAUGCUAUCUCGGGAGAGGGGAAGUCAUAUAAUAACCAAUGAUGAUGCAAAAAACUGCUCACAUGACCCACAGGGUUUCAUUUGGCCUCCUUUUUCACUUUUUAAACACAUGUGCAAUAUGGGUAAUGUGCAAUUCAUGUUGUGUUGUUCUGUAUUGGUAUGUGCCUUUUUGUAUGUGUGGAUGUGGUUUUUCUGUUUUUAGUUAUUGAUUUGAGUUGAAGCAUCUGAAUGUUUGGCAGCACUUUGAGUACAAAACAAAUUUCCCCAAGGGGACAAUAAAGUCUAUCACAUCGUAUCGCAUAGUAUAUAGGCCCACAUGUCACACAGUCCCAUAUUUUCUCUAAUUAAAAGGGCAUUUUCCCCUUAUUUUAGUCUAAUUUAGUUUAAUUUAUAAUUAAAGAAAUAUAUAUUAUAAAAACUUAAAGAGACCAAUGGAUCAUAGAAUAUGGCACAAAACUUCAUGUUACCCUAAGGCAACAUUGUACUGAAAUGGAAUUGCAUAAGGCCAUACAGAAUAUAUAAUUCACAUACUUUAUCUACAGUGCACAUAUUGCGAUUUCAUGCAGGAGAUGAAUCUGCACUUACUCUAUGGCACAUAAAAAAUGUAUAAAGCACAAGUGGCCAUGCCAGUUGAGAUGAGGAUGAGGUGUCAUAUAAUGGAGAGAGAGGGUAGAUAUGAGGAUGAGAUGGAAGAACAAUAAUGGUAGGAAAUCAAUGGGAAAAAGAUAAGAGGUUACUGGCCUGUUUGGGUUGAAAGGUUGAUUAGGCAUUGUAAAAAUGCAGUGCUCAGAAUGCACAACCUACCUAGAUUUUGUGUGUAUGUGCUUGUGUAUAUGCGUAUGUCCUUGUGCGUAUAUAUGUACUUGAUUAAUGUGGACUGAGUAAUGCAUUAAAAACAAGAUAAAAAUGUUUGUUCAAAUGUUGUGGUCAAAGAAUAAACAUUCAAUAAACAUUCUGCAAGAAAA